UUGGCUCUUCAUGUUUACCUUUUAAAAUUCAACCUGAGGGUCCACAUCAGUUUGGGAUACGUAUAGGAUGAGCGGCAAUUGGGAACUGGUCUGGAUGAUUAUACUUACCUUGUGUGGUACGCCAUUAGAUAUUUGUCGAGUGUCGUGGAGGUUGCAUCUGUGUGUCAUUAGAUACCUUCUUUCCACAGUGUGUGCCAACAACAGCGAGAUGGCAGUUAAGUCCCUGUGUGCAGCAGGAGUGUGGCUAACUCCUCUCCUACAAGCAGUCUACCUCUUUGUACAGUAUAUACUAAUGGUCAACCUCCUCAUCGCCUUCUUCAAUAAUGUUUACCUGCAAGUCAAGUCAAUUUCUAACCUUGUGUGGAAGUACCAGCGCUACCACUUCAUCAUGGCCUACCAUGAGAAGCCCGUUCUCCCUCCUCCCUUCAUCCUCCUCUGCCACAUCUACUCUCUCUUCUGCAUGUGCCGAAAGAGGAAGAAGGAAAACACCUACGGACCAAAGCUGUUUCUGACAGAAGAGGACCAAAAGAAGCUACAUGAUUUUGAGGAGCAGUGCGUGGAGACCUACUUCCAUGAGAAAGAGGAUCAGUUUCAUUCGGGGAGCGAAGAGCGUAUACGCCUUACCUCAGACAGGGUUGAGACCAUGUGUGUCCAGCUGAAGGAAGUUGGGAACAAGGUCAACUUUAUCAAGCGCUCAUUGCACACGCUGGACUCCCAGAUUGGACACCUCCAGGACCUCUCUGCUCUGACUGUGGACACCCUGAAGGCCCUGACUGCCCAGAGGGCAUCGGAGGCCAGCAAGGUUCACAAUCAGAUCACCCGGGAACUCAGCCUCUCCAAGAAUGUGGUCCCUAGCCUGGGCCCUGCCACAGACACUGGCCCUCAUUCCAAAUCCUCUGUGCUAGGCAAACGUAGUGUGGGGCCCUUCUUUGGCUCUUCUUUUCCCAAGGUCGGGGGUAACAUGGCAGAUUCUCUCUUUGGCUUUGGUGCAGGGGGAGGGCCUGGGCCAGAGAGUAGCAGGAGAGCAGGGCUCGGCCUAGGAACUGGGCUGGGGCAGGACCCCAACCCAACUCUGAGUCCAGAGAGGAAGGGGGUGGUCGGGCUGGGACAUCUUGCUGCAGAGGCUGGCUCCUUGGGCAGCGCCAAUGCCAGUGCCUUCAUCCCCAGUGCCAUGGCUUUCACCCCCCCGGAGCUGCGUCUUCGAGGCCACUCCUUCACCCAGAGGCAGCUGACCCGUCCACAGGAGUCGGGCCUCACCGACUCCCCCUCUAGUCUGCCCAACGUUCCCUCUCCUGGGGCUCAGUUCUACGUCAGCAGCACCCCCUCCCAGCCCAGUGGCUCCAGCCACCCAGAACUCACCUUAGCUGGGCCAUACCAACACCCCAUCCCCCCAGACAGCACCAAUGUAGAGUUUGGGGCAUUUGUUGGACAUAAAGACAGCCCGGACCUCCAGCACUCUUCGCCCAAAGAGAUCUCCACUUCCAGCAGACAGCACAGCCCAGCAUCACAGAACAGACAGCAGGGGCAUCCUGAUACUCAUGGUCAAAUCAGGGCAGUCAACUCAUACGCUGGCUUUACAGAGUUUGACAGAAACCCCGCCUUCCUCCAUCCUGACUCCACUCUGGCUAAAAAAGACAAGAGCAGAGUGUCGGCUGAAGACAUCGUUGUCAAUGAAGACCCAAGGGCUUCUGUAUUGGAGAUGGUCCAAGUCAAGUCAGCCCAUGCCGGCAGCCUAAGAGCCCCUGGAGAUGAUGCUCUCAAUGCUCCAGCUUGUCUUUACACCUCACGACAUGCCCAUCUGGGUGCCAGGAAAGACUCCAUAGGCUCGCCAUUUAAGCCCAUGGAAAACUACCAGUAUUCAGCUGUGGAGCGUAAUAACUUGAUGAGGCUUUCCCAGAGUAUCCCUUUCACCCCUGUGCCCCCUAGAGGAGAACCGGUGACUCUAUACCGCCUGGAGGAAAGCUCCCCCAACACCAUCAACAACAGCAUGUCUUCCUGGGCCCAGCAGGGUCUCUGUGCCAAAAUAGAGUUCCUCAGCAAGGAGGAGAUGGGUGGGGGGCUGAGGAGGGCCCUCAAGGUGCUCUGCACUUGGUCUGAGUAUGACAUCCUGAAGCCAGGACACCUGUACAUAGUCAAGUCCUUCCUCCCUGAGGUGGUCCAGACUUGGCAGAGCAUCUACAAAGAAGACACUGUGCUGCACCUUUGUCUCAGGGAAAUUCAACAGCAGCGAGCGGCUCAGAAGCUGACAUUUGCCUUCAACCAAAUCAGGCCGAAGACAAUCCCCUAUUCUCCUAGGUUUCUGGAGGUGUUUUUGCUUUACUGUCAUUCUGCUGGCCAGUGGUUCGCUAUAGAGGAGUGCAUCACUGGGGAGUUCAGGAAGUUCAACAACAACAAUGGAGAUGAGAUCGUCCCCACCAACCUGCUGGAGGAGACCAUGUUGGCUUUCAGCCACUGGACCUAUGAGUAUACCCGGGGAGAGCUGCUAGUACUCGACCUGCAAGGAGUUGGUGAAAUCCUGACUGAUCCAUCCGUUAUAAAGAGUGGAGAGAAGGGGUCAUAUGAUAUGAUAUUUGGACCUGCCAACCUGGGAGAUGACGCCAUAAGGAACUUUCGUACAAAACACCACUGCAAUUCCUGCUGUCGGAAGCUCAAACUUCCAGAUCUUAAGCGGAACGAUUACACACCAGAUAAGGUAACAUUUCCACAGGAGGACCCUUUCGACCCAGGCAAUGAGUACAAGGAGUCCCGCCAAUCAAUGAGGCUGAUGCUGUGAUCUCUCCUGACCCAGGGAAAAGGACAGGAGGGGGGUUGCUGCUAUGGCUUAUUCAGUCAAAGCCACGGACAAGGUAGUUGUGGCAAACGUCACAUCCAGUCAACUGGAAGGAAACAUGCCCAUGUUCCCUCAGAAGCCAAUGCAUGUACGCUGUGUAACUUUUUUUUUCUUCCCCCAGUCCUACCAAAUGUUCUGUCAAACACAAAUCAGUUAGUGACCAUUUUUUUUACUGUGUAAGUUUGAACAAACAUUUUUAAAGAUAUUUUCUACAAGUUUAUAUGUUGAGUGUGGUUUAAAACAAAUGCACACACAUAAAUAUAUAUAUAUCAAUAGGUACAAUAUCACUGCAGAGGGUUGAGUAUUUAUUAUGAAUUAUGAGAAGAUGCCUUGUUUUAAAAAUUAAAGAGGAAAUGAUUAAGUGCAUUGUUUGUCUCUGAUACAGCUGGCUCGGAAGAAAGCCAGCCCAGGUGCACACACUUCGACUUUUCACAGUAUGUCACUAGAUCAUUUUUUAUAAAUGUAUAGACAUGAUUCAUUACUCAUUUGUUUUUUGUUCAUAUUUAAAGAAAAGAUAUUCAUUAAUUUUAAAAUCUCAUUAAAUAUGGGCAGAUUGCAAUGCAACUUUUGCAGUAAAAUGUAUGUAAUUUUGUUUUAAACUCUGAACCUGUGUCCACCAAAAAUUGGUCGUUUUUAAUGUUACAAAGGUACUAUUGCGAUAUCUUUGUCAUCAACUAUUGUAUGAGCAAAUUACAAUCUAGUGUAUCUUAUAGAUACUGAUAUCUGGCACGAGCUGAACAAAUUAAGAUAUUUUAUGCAGGGGAACUGAAAAAGUAAGGGUAUUACUGUAUACAUUUUGUACUAUAUAUCAUUUUAAACAAAUAAAAUCUUA
Molecule: messenger RNA, 3662 nt
Organism: Lampris incognitus (smalleye Pacific opah)
Lineage: Eukaryota; Metazoa; Chordata; Actinopteri; Lampriformes; Lampridae
Product: transient receptor potential cation channel subfamily M member 7-like
Exons: 18
Coding region: 68-2773 (901 amino acids)
Biological process (GO): protein tetramerization; monoatomic cation homeostasis; monoatomic cation transmembrane transport
Molecular function (GO): ATP binding; calcium channel activity; protein serine/threonine kinase activity
Source: RefSeq, a predicted model, not a curated record